This is a messenger RNA of Malassezia restricta, 1527 nucleotides long. Its product is annotated as homoserine O-acetyltransferase. Gene Ontology annotation, biological process: L-homoserine metabolic process. The record is from RefSeq and is a predicted model, not a curated record. NCBI's taxonomy places the organism in Eukaryota, Fungi, Basidiomycota, Malasseziomycetes, Malasseziales, Malasseziaceae. Bases 1 to 1527 code for a protein of 508 amino acids. Gene Ontology annotation, molecular function: homoserine O-acetyltransferase activity; L-serine O-acetyltransferase activity. The transcript has a single exon.
AUGGCGGGGCUGUGGCGAAUGCGGAGUGUGACGUUGCUGCGCGCAUGGGCGAGGCGCGAUGCAGUCUCGAUGUUGUCGCUUCGGACGUACGCGAGUCGGUCGUGCGUCGCCAAAGCAUCCAUUGAGCCCAUGCCGCUGCCAUGCAUUGACCAGCACGAGAUGCGGCAGAGCCGCGUCAUGGGCGGGAGUCAGCAUGUAGGUCCGGCCGCGAGCCAAAAGGACGAGAUGCUCGGACCCGAGCCGUCGUAUACCAACAUUGUGUCGGGCUAUGAUAUCUUUCUUUGUGAUGAGCCCUUUGCUCUCGACUAUGGCAGCGUGCUGCCGUCGUACCAAAUUGCCUACGAGACGUGGGGCACGCUGAAUGCUGCGCGUGAUAAUGCCAUCCUGCUGCAUACGGGCCUGUCUGCCAGCUCGCACGCGGCGAGCACGCCGAGGAACACGAGCAAGGGGUGGUGGGAAGACUUUAUUGGGCCAGGCAAGGCACUCGACACCAACAAGUUCUUCGUCGUGUGCACAAACGUGCUGGGCUCGUGCUAUGGCAGCACGGGUCCGUCGAGCGCGCACCCUCUCGAUGCGGAUGGCGCGCCGUAUGCGACACGCUUCCCCGUGCUGAGUAUUUUUGACAUGGUACGCGCCCAGUUUCGGCUGUUGGACCACCUCGGCAUCGACACGCUGUAUGCGAGCGUCGGCUCGAGUUUGGGCGGCAUGCAGAGCAUUGCGGCCGCCCAUCUCUUCCGCGAGCGCGUUGGCCGCGUCAUCAGCAUAAGUGGAUGUGCUCGCAGUGCGCCGUCUGGCAUUGCGCUGCGGUACGCACAGCGGAGUGUGUUGAUGGCCGACGAGAACUGGAAUCGUGGCUUUUACUACGGUCCGAACCAGGUGCAGCCGCACAAAGGCAUGAAGCUCGCGCGGCAGAUUGCGACGAUCACGUACCGCUCGGGCCCCGAGUGGGAGCAGCGCUUCGGUCGCCGGCGGCACACGCAGCUCACCACCGAGGCCGACGCGGCCACACAUCGGGCGCCAGCGCUGUGCCCUGACUUUUUGGUGGAAACGUACCUCGACCACCAAGGCGAGCAGUUCUGUCUCAAGUACGACGCCAACUCCCUUAUCUACAUCUCCAAGGCCAUGGACCUGUUUGACAUGACGGACGACGCGCUGGCCGAGCUUGGCGCGGCGCGUAUGGAGGCGCACGGCGACGAUGGCAAUUUGCCCGUCGAGCGCAUCGAUCACGCACCUGCGAGCCCGAAGCGCCGCCCGCACAUCACGACUAUUUCGCAUCCCGGCGCCCAUGCGUACGUGCCUUCGUUGGCGCGGGGUCUGCGCCGCCUGCACGACGUGCCGAUCCUGAUUCUCGGUGUGCAGAGUGAUAUCCUCUUUCCCGUGGAACAGCAGCGCGAGCUGGCCGAGUGCAUCCGGAUGAAUGGCAACACGUCCGUGAUGUACUAUGAAAUUGAUGCGCCACAUGGCCAUGACAGUUUCCUCAUUGACGUGGCGAAUGUGGGCGGCGCUAUCAAGGGCUUCCUCAACUAG